Juglans microcarpa x Juglans regia is the source of this 687-nucleotide messenger RNA. RefSeq names its product protein transport protein Sec61 subunit beta. Gene Ontology annotation, cellular component: Sec61 translocon complex. Lineage: Eukaryota; Viridiplantae; Streptophyta; Magnoliopsida; Fagales; Juglandaceae. Gene Ontology annotation, biological process: intracellular protein transport. The coding region runs from base 129 to 449 and encodes 106 amino acids. The transcript has a single exon. The record is from RefSeq and is a predicted model, not a curated record.
AAGUCCAACCUUCUUAUCCUCUCUCCAGACUCCAAUAUUGUUUGUUCCUCAAGCCCUUUCUCGCUCCCUCACGCGCAACCCACGCAUAGACAAACACAUUCUCUUCUCGUUCAGCUAGCUGCGCAACAAUGGUGAGAGGCUCAUCUCAGUCCCAAUCGUCGUCUUCCUCGACCUCCAGGCCCGGACUCAUGGCUCCGCGCGGUUCGGCUGCUGCGACCGCUGGCAUGCGCCGUCGUCGGCUCGGCGCAGCUUCCGCUACCGCCAGCUCUGGGGGGAUCGGCGGCGGUUCUGGCCCCGGUGGCAACAUGCUUAGGUUCUACACCGAUGAAGCCCCCGGCUUGAAGAUCUCACCGACCGUCGUUCUCGUCAUGAGCCUCUGCUUCAUCGGCUUCGUCACCGCCCUCCACGUUUUCGGCAAGCUUUAUCGCCGAUCCGGCGAUGGAGCUUAGUUCUCUCUUACGGAUUCGCAUAUUUUCAUUGUGGAGCUUCGAUCGUUCUUCUAGAGCCAUAGCGAUAUUCGGCUCUUGACUCGGUAACUGAGAACUGAGUUUUCUAUUUAAUUUUGUCUCGUUCUGCUUUGUAAAUCUUCGCGGACUUGCAGCCUAAUAUUUGCAUUUCGUUCAUUUUGGAUUCGUUGGAUUUAUCAGUAAGGAAGCGAGGGAAUCUUGGCCUUGCUUGAUUUUCUAU